Messenger RNA from Uranotaenia lowii, 6992 nucleotides. Its product is annotated as calmodulin. NCBI's taxonomy places the organism in Eukaryota, Metazoa, Arthropoda, Insecta, Diptera, Culicidae. The record is from RefSeq and is a predicted model, not a curated record. The transcript has 4 exons. The coding region runs from base 720 to 1169 and encodes 149 amino acids. Gene Ontology annotation, molecular function: enzyme regulator activity; calcium ion binding.
CUUGGGCCAGUCGAAUUUGAACCGCCGUGGAAAUCAGACUUGUGCCAGUAGGUUACUCUACCGAUUGACGUCCGGCCUCUGUGUAUUGUGUAUGUUGCUGUAAUCCGGUUUUUUUCCCUGUGGUGUGUUCGAAACUGACGUUUCGGAAUAAAUCUCGCUCUCAGCCCCCGACGGAAGAAGUAGCAGCCGCGUUCCUGCUGCUUCGAUUUUGAGGAGAUUAGCACUAGCGCUCUCUCUCUCUCGUUUCUCUCGCGUUUCGCGCGCCAGUGUGCCGUUUUGUGUAGUCGUUACCACCAGAUCACAGUAGUCCAUACGCGAGUGCACAUCAUUGUUGGUUACAGUUGCGGAGGGUAGCAGUUCAGCUAGUAAAGAGUCCCCGGGUUGUUCCGUUUUCUCGGCCUGUGCUCAGUGUGUGCUAAAACCCGAGACACGACAUUUUCAGCUGCUAAAUAUCUCUAGUAGAGUGUGUGCAAACGCGGAUCCGUCGUGGAAGAUUUUUUCGGAAACAGCAAACGCUUGUCCGGAAUAUCUAUACGUUUAGUCACUUUUCCUCUGGUAGGAAAAAGUAAUUUUGUGUAGUAACUCGCAUUUCCGAGUGGCAGUGCCCGAAAAAACAAGUGAACCGAAAAGUUCCAGCAGGAAGUGCAGGAACUUGGUGUGAUUUUAUAAAACCCUACAACUUCGACCCGGAAAGGUUACCCCUUAGCUAAAACACAAAAAUGGCCGACCAGCUGACAGAAGAACAGAUCGCCGAGUUCAAAGAAGCGUUCUCGCUGUUCGACAAGGACGGUGACGGCACAAUCACGACCAAGGAACUGGGAACCGUGAUGCGAUCCCUCGGCCAGAACCCCACAGAAGCAGAACUGCAAGACAUGAUAAACGAGGUCGACGCGGACGGUAACGGUACGAUCGAUUUCCCCGAGUUUCUCACCAUGAUGGCUCGCAAAAUGAAAGACACCGAUAGCGAAGAGGAAAUCCGGGAGGCGUUCCGAGUCUUCGACAAGGACGGCAACGGUUUCAUCUCGGCAGCCGAGCUGCGCCACGUCAUGACCAACCUCGGGGAGAAACUAACGGACGAGGAGGUGGAUGAGAUGAUCCGCGAAGCUGACAUAGAUGGCGACGGCCAAGUUAAUUAUGAAGAAUUCGUAACAAUGAUGACAUCGAAGUGAGCUGCUACAGGUCGAAAAAUUGCGCCUUUCUAUUAUUUGUUUAUAAAGAAGACUGUAGCCUCGCGCAACAACAGCUGCGCAACGCUAUUGCUAUGGAUUUAAAAAAAAGCAUGAGUAAAAAAGAGAAAAAAGUAAAAAUUAACAUUAAAUUAAAUAUUAAAAAACAAAACCAGAAAACAAAAACAAAAAAAAAAACGAGAGAAAGAAAAAAGGACAAAAAUAAUGCAAAAAACAAGUAAGGAAAAAUAACUUAAAUUAAUUGUAACAACACAAUUUUAAAUAAGAUAAAUAAAAAGAGAAGAGAAGGAAACCGGAGGAGAGCAGAGAAAAAACCAGAUACAUUAAUUAAAGUUAAUCACUAUCCUUAAUCUAUUUGUGUAAAUUUUUGUAAAAAUAAAAUAUAAAUAUAAAUUUAAACGAAAGCGAAAGGCAGGUCAAACGGUCAAAACGAGGUUCAGGUUCGGGGGCGCGCACUAGCGAUAACGGCGACGGCGGGGAAGACGCGAAAAAAAUCGGAACGCGAGAACGAAUUUGUUGGAACACACACACACACUGAGAGAAAGAUUAACAUCAAAUUCACAUGAAUCGCCGGUGGCCGCUCAGAGAGCUUACAGCAGGAAAAGAAAGGGGAUUGCCAAGCAUUUCGAGAAGGACAGGAGGACGAUACACGUAGAAUAGUUGGAACCGUUGUUGGAACGCCUCUGACGACCCCGCGCAGUUCCGUUUUAUUCCAGAGAGCGAGAGAUAGAGCUUACUUGUUAGCACUGCUGUUGUAACGGUUUUCAGUGGGGCACCGGAAUUCCGGGCCUUUUUUCGGUUGGUUGUGAGUGUGCGGCGGCGGCGGCGCGAUCGACGUUUGUUGAGGGUAGAACUCUCGUCCUGGACGGAUUCCCUUAUACCCGGCAAGACCACCUGGAAAGUUCGUUUAAACAACAUGGGUAUCGAAAUCUUUACCAUUUAUAUGACAUGUCCAACGUUUUUUUUUUCUUAAAUCACAGUUUGAAUGCUCUACUAAAGACACACAAAAAAGGAAAGGCAAAUUCGAUGGAAGGACGAAAUAGAUUUUGAGAAAGCGAGUUACAUGAUAAAUAUAUGAUACAUUUUCCACUUUAAAUGAAGAAUGAAAAGAAGAUGAACCUGCGUUAUUCUCCAGAUUUUUUUCUGAAACAAAAAAAAAAUGCAACCAAUCGAUUGAGGCAACAAAUAUCCUGCUUGGCAUAUGCGUAGUUUUCUGCAAAAACAAAAAAUAAAAACAUGUAGUGACUCUAUAACUUAUAACAGCAAAAAGUUACACAAAAUAAAUUAAACAACAAAAAGAACACCCAGCAAAAAUUAAAACAAAAAAUACAAAACAAAAGAUAAUUGUAAUGGUUAUACUUAACAACAGACACAGACAGACAACUGGAAUUACCAUUUACUACUCUGCAAAUCGUAAUUUAUAGUCGUGUUCCGAACGAGCGAAAACAGAAAGCUAAGAAAAACCAUCUCAAAAACAACCAAAAAUUGUGUUGUGUUUUCUUUCGCCUUUUGUCGAGUGAAAGUUGUUUCAGUUUUUGUUUGCAAUUUCUUGCAGGGUUUCAAGAGUACUGGUGCCCGAUUGAGAAACGGUAUCAAGAACACUUUGAACAACCAAUUGAUGAUGACCUUUCGUGAGUGUCCACCAUCUCUUCACUUCAGCGUCGUCGUGUAAAUGGAGUCGUUAAACAUUCGUGUUGGAUGGAAGCAGCUUCUUGUUAAGAAAGAACUUUGAUUUGAAGAAAUUUGGUUUCCGAGGAAGUCUUGUUGGUCCGAGAUGAUGUCCCAGUUUUCUGUAGGGAAAUGUUGGAAUGUUUUCGAGAUUUGGAUGGCCGAAGAGAGAAAUGGAAAAGAAGCAAUAAAGGUGAAGUAUUUAUCAGAUAAGAUAUUUUGAAGAAUUUAAUCACUUCGAUUGAGUCAUGGUUGAGCCGUGUUAAAGGCUUUUUUCCAAUAAUUUUUAUUGAUUUUAGAGUAAGAACAAAGGAAAUAGAGUGAAAAAAAUUUUGAAGCCAGGAUAAAGAAAAAUACGAGAUUCAAUGAAAAAUUCUGCAAACCCAACUAAAGAACUGAAGGAUGAAAGCAAAUAAUCGAAAAGGAUAUGAACAUUGAGCAUUAAUGGGAGAUAGAAUUAGAAAUUGAAGAGACCGAAAUGUAUAAAUGGACGUAUCAGAAGUAUUUUUCUAGUCCUAUCCUAAUUAAGAAAAAAGAAUUUGUAAAGGGUAUAGGAGACCUACAACACACAAACACAUUUUCUAAGAGCUUUGCACUGGUAGAGUGAGACUUGAAAAGGAUUCCAAGAGAAGGCACACUACAAAUUCACAAAUACAAAGGCGUAGAUCAGAUUUGUCACUGUAAAAACAAGAACAUGAAUGUUAUUUUUAUUAAUUGUAUCGUUUUCGAUAGGUUAAAGUCGUUGAAACUCUACGUUGUCUAUACAUAUGGUAUAUCCAAAUUUACUACAAAGAUGUCCUGAUUUGAUUGUUUACAACAAUACGCGGCACUAUCGAAUAAAAUAAGGCAGCGCGCAGCUACGCGAUCUUCAUUCGUCGUUGAUGAUUGCAUUACUACACAUAUUGUUAGUUGUAAAGAGUAAGCAAAACAAUUAUCAAAUACAUCCAAAUGAAUAAUAAUAACAAGUAAGCUUAACAAUCGGUUAAAUACACCAACACAGAAAAAAACAACCACAAUCGAGUUUGUAUAAGUGAAGCACUUUCACCAAAAAAUCAAUGAACAAAAAAAACCACUCUAAUAUUACAUGAAAAACACAAAAAUGCUAAUAAAUGUAACACAAACGAAAAGCAGCGUACGUCGAGCAUAUAAAAAAAAUUUAAACCGCAAAGCAAGCAAAAAUGUAAACUGUUUCAACAUUAUUAUAGUUAUCUUUAAAAUAAUUUAUCUAAAAUGGGAAAGUUUGAUAGGAGAAAGAGUUACAACAGAAAUUGAAAUAUGAAACAAGAUCCAAAACCGAAAAACGUAUUAAACAUUAGAAGGAAAAAAACAGCAAAACAAAUCGAAACAAGGGAUAAAACGAAGUUUAUCAUAAAGGAAUCUCGAAGCAAACGUAAAAACGUAGAAAAAACUUGGAAUCGGAAAUCUUUUUUGCAGUGAUGUUUUUCAGAGAUCCGUCAAAACUUGAAAGAAAUGACCGAAAUCAAAAACCACUUGAAUAAACCCCUCUCUAGAGUACAUAAAAAUGUGUAGAUGUGUGUGUGGGUGAGGCCUUCGAACCAUAUUUUUUGUGGAGUAACCGAUUUUCACUGACCGCGCAAAUUGACCUGCCUCUUCUCUCGGGAAAGAAAGAAACAACAACAACAACCGAAAACAACAGAAAAGCAUAACGAGGGGUGUGUCCAUAAUACAGCACACAAGAAAACAGCUUUUAUUCAAAACGGUUAAGCAGCACUUUUUGAUAGCGCAGUUUUUUUGAAGCGACUUUAAAAAAUCUUCUGCCACGUGUAAGGCAUCUGUGUGAGUGAUAUGCUCAAAAGAGUUCAUAAGCCCGCGUGCAUACAAGAAGCAAAGUCUCAUCUCUAUUGUGUGUUGAGCAGACGGCUUGGAAAGAAACAAUUUCCAUUGCCAUUGUUAGUCUGCUAAAAUGAAUAAUCGACUUUUGAUUGGUAGGGAUCGAUCGAAGGAGGGCGGACUUUUUAGGAGCGAUUAAACAGUUCUCGCGCUCGUAACACUUUAAUAAAGUGGGGCCUACAAGCCGUUGUGAGUCCUCUAAAAGUCGCCACCAGUUAGGAAGUGUGGAAGGGAAGGAACGAGUCUUGUUGGAAGUUUUUUUAGCUACAUGGGUGCUGGCCGAGCUUUGUCCAUUCCCUCGAAAAAAAGCUAACUUCCCUUUCGUAUUCCCUCAAAAGGUGCACCAAAUUUGAAACAAGUAACUCGUCGUCAAUCAUUGAAAAAAUAAGCAACGAAUUUUAUCUGACAUUUCCACCCUUCUCGAUCGACCCCUCCAAGGUCUUUUCAACAACUAUUAAUAAAUUGUGUGAUGACCAUUGAAACAAACAAACAAACCAAUGCAAAUCGGCCAGCACCCCCGCGAACAGAGAAAAAAAUAUAUAACAUUUUUUCCCACCAAACACUUGCAUUUUUUUUUUUAUAUAUCGAUAUCAAGCAAAAGCCAAGGAUCAACCAUCCUGUUGUUACGCUAGAGAAAAAAAAACAAAACUAUUAAACGAACAAAAGAAUUAAGGCUACACAAGAAUUCUACACACAAACACAAACAACAAUUAAAAAGAAAAAGAAGCAGAAGCAAAAAACAAAACAAAAUAGAGCAUGCAACCUUUCGUCGAAUGCCAAGUUUUACUUACUUUCUCUUUCACCUUUGUCGUGUGUUUGUUUCCGCCAGCGCGAAAAAAAAUAGAGCAACUCUAAAUCGAACAACACUCUUUCUUCAAAUUUUCCAAGAAAAAUCUCUCUUUUAUCUAUUUAAAACAAACAGAAAGCAAACGCGUUUAACAAAAAAAAACUGUUACUACCUUAAAACAACAAAAGUUUGAAAAAAAUCAGAUACAUUUAAGAAAAAAACGAGGUUAAUCAUCUAGUGGACAAGAUACAAACAAAAAAUGAAUCCUUCGUAUAAAGAGGAAUAGAAAACAAGAAAAAAAACAACCAUUAGCUAAAAGAAACUUGAAAAUUGAAGAAAAAAUUUAUAACAUCAUUACGAAUAGAGAACUAAGAACAAGAACAGAACAUCAAGACAGAACUACUACUUAAACACAAACCAAAAAAAGAUAGACACAAAAAAAGAAAACAACACAAAAGUAAGAAACAUAAACAAAGCAAACAAAAAAAAACAUACUAAAACAACUUCCAUUUUUUUUCGUCGUUUUUGUGAACCACACAAAGUUUGAAAAUCCAAAAAGAGGAAAAACAUUUUUCAGUGUCCUUACAAAGAUGGCUAACAAAAAAAGUCAACAAUCUCUAUUACUCUUUCACCCUGUUGGUAUUUAUAGAAUUGGACGAAUAAAAAACAAAACAAUAGUAAACCAAAAACCAAUUGGUAAAGUUUUUUCGGGAGCACGUUUCAUUGGACCUCUGCUACUUAUUCAUUCGAUCUAGGUGUUAUUUAUUGCUUUUUUUUCUCUCGGUUCGAUCCAUUUUUGAGCUUCUAAGCCAGUUGUAAGCUGUUCUAAAACCAUUCAUAAAUUGACGCCGAAUUGUUCUCCCUGUAUCAUUUGAUCCAUGUACCUACUACAACCCUUUUUGAAAAUUAGAACUCACAUCAGAAAAAAAAUUCACAGAACAAAUGAACAAAAAAGAAAUCCCUAUAUCAGAACAGAUCUUUACAAAGUAACCUACAACAAAACCAAACACGGAAGACAACAACCAAAAAUCAAUAUUCAAAUUUGCUAGAGCUAAACAAAAACAGAAGAAAAUCUAUAACUUAAUAAAAAAAACGAAACAAAUCAACUACAGAACAGAGAAACAUCUGGAAGAGGUAACGGGAAGAAAGUUUUUGGGUGACAGUUUGAGAACUAUUAUUGUGUAAACGCAACAACAGCAAAAAAAACACGAGAAGCGAAAUUAGAACGAUUAAACACUACAGCUUCAGAGACAACAUGUUUGAAGUGAAAAAUUUGGAAUCGCCGAACUCUAAAGCCAGAGAGAAGAGAAAACAAAAACAUAUACAUACACAUAUAUAUUGAGCUAACAAAACAAUCGAAAAUAGUAGAGAACACACACGCAAGAAAACAGAAAAAAGUAAGUUGAAGAAUAAACUAACUAAGAAAACAAAACAACAAACAACAUCAAAAUAACAACCAAGAAAACCGUAACAACAAAAACCGAACAACAACAACAAGA